Anopheles merus is the source of this 737-nucleotide messenger RNA. RefSeq lists its product as uncharacterized. Gene Ontology annotation, biological process: sodium ion transmembrane transport. NCBI's taxonomy places the organism in Eukaryota, Metazoa, Arthropoda, Insecta, Diptera, Culicidae. The record is from RefSeq and is a predicted model, not a curated record. Bases 132 to 737 code for a protein of 201 amino acids. The transcript has 7 exons. Gene Ontology annotation, molecular function: ligand-gated sodium channel activity. Gene Ontology annotation, cellular component: membrane.
UCUGCUACGCGCUGAAUGCACCGCUCGCCCUCCUGCAGGGCGUCAACGGGACGAGCGGGCAGGUGGCUUCGGGGAAAGGCUUUCCCGGCUGGAGCCCGAUAGAGUGUGAGUUCAGCCAGCACGAGUGCUACAUGAAGCUCGACAUGUUCCGCUCAACAGUAUCGUACACCAUACACUCGCCGUACGAGGUGUCCACCAGCGAUCAGCUGUUCACCCAUGUGGAGGAGUCGGAUGAGCUGGUUGCCGUCUACAGCGUGCUCGAGACGGUUGCCAACGAGCGGCUGAAGGAUCUGACAGUACGACAGCGCAAAUGUUACUUUUACGAUGAAGCAUAUGAAAAUUUGCAGUUCUACAGCUACAACCUCUGCAUCAUGAACUGCCGAGCAAGGCGGGCACUCGCCGUCUGUCAGUGUCGGCCCCACUUUUACCCAUUCGCCGAGGGGCCAGCGUGCACCGUGGCUGGGCUGCACUGCCUGCAGCAGCAUCCCGACUGGAGCAGCGAUGCGGACUGUAAAUGUUUAAAGUCCUGCACUGACGUGGGCUAUUACGUUGCGUCGCUCAGCAAAACGCAGUGGACGGCCGAAGGAGGCAUACCGUUCACGCACAAAGCAUCGUUACGGUGGGAAAUCCUCCAGCCCAAGACGAGACUCCGGCGAGUGCUCAUCUUCAGCUACGAAGAUUUGCUUGGUAAAUAUUUCACCGCACCUUUUAAAUACUAUUGCACAAACAAAAUCUAG